GAAUUGGGGCCCUGGCUUGCAAGUGUCUCUACUUGCACUGGGCAUUGGUUGUGAAAUUCCGCGAAUUUUAAAAUAAUACCAACGAAGGUCAAUAAAUAGGGACGAAGUUAAACAAUAAAAUAUAAAGUCAAUUACCUAAACAAUCAAAACAAAUUAAUAUUCUUACUUGCUGUUAAUGCAAAGAGGUUGCAUGUAUAUUAUGGCUGGAGUACAUUACUACUUACUUGUUUUGUUUUGGGGAUCGGGAAUCGACGAGAACCCUUCUUAAAAAACUGAACUAACCUACCUAACUACCUAAGCCCACUAAAUCAUUCGGUGGCAUUUCUUCGAUGAUUCUAGACAUGAAGUAGCGUGUCAAGCCAAGUUCCAGUAAUAGAAAUGGCGUGUUGUGUGUUAUAUUACACGAACCAUUUGAAAUGAAACCACUUUUGAUCAUGUUAGUCUUUAGUCUGAAAUAGGUAUAUGUAGUAUCUUAAGUUAUGAGAAGAUGUUUUUUUCUAGCUCUACCAUAGGAUUUGGCACCCAUUUAGAUCUCACUUCUUUUGUUGUUGAAUCAAGGUAUAGGCCAUAAUAGGGUAUUUGCCUAUUAUUUAUGUUUUGAUAGGAUAUAAUAUCACACUCAAAAAUAACGUUUUUUUAUCGGUGAAAUAAUUCCCCAAAGAGCUUUAGUAGCUCCGAAAUCCCGUACUCAACGUCACUUCGUUUCUUCCUUCCUUCCACAAUCAUCUUUACCUGAUGGUUAAAAAAAAUAAGAGCUGCGGCGCGCUGUCCUUAAAGCAAGUGACUGAGCGCAGUGUAGCACUUAGUUGUCUAGAAGUCUCGUGCAUUCUGACGAGGUCUCGCUGCCUUCAAAUGAUUGUGAACAAAUUAUUCGCGUACAUAACAUAAGUUAUUUGUUAUUUUGCCUCUGCAGGCAGCCGGCCGCAACUCUUUCAGUGUGAAUUGACCCUUAUAAUAUCUGUAUCCAUAGAAAAAAAAUAAGCACGGAACCCUUUAAUUCUUUAUCGUCGGUUGCAGUGGCAUCCAGUGAAUUAAAAAUGGUUCAUUGUUUUAUGAACUUCCGUUUUAAAUUAUGCGUGAGCGCUCCCUAAUUUUCGAAUUUUAGGUAAAGUUUACUAUCGGGUUCAACAUAUGUUAAUGAAGUAUCUUUUAGUAAGAGUCACUGUCUAUUCAUAUAUAAGUAGUCGUCUGUGUUUUGGUUAUCACUUGUGGAUCGAUUUCAGAAGUGAAGUGACCAUUUCAGUAAAAAAAUAACCAUUAACCAUGACUCCGACACCACAAGAGCACGUCGUGGCUGAGGAGGUGAUCGCGCCGCGCGCUGACGGCGAGGGCAUCGUCAUCUCCGGGAUGUCGGGGCUCUACCCCUCCUCCCACCACGUCAAGGAGUUUUCUGACAUCUUGUAUAAUAAGGUGAACGCGGUGAAAGAGGAGUCCCUCCGCUGGACAUACAAUCAUCCAGAAGUGGCGCAUCACGCCGGUGCCGUGCCUGACCUGGAGCGAUUCGACGCGCAGUUCUUCAAAGUGCAUUAUCGACUUGGUAACAGCAUGGACCCCAUGUCCCGGAAGAUCUUGGAGCAAGCCUACCACGCCAUCUAUGAUGCCGGUAUUAACCCGGAGCAGUUGUCAGGACAAAAGAUUGGUGUGUUCGUUGGUACCUGUUUCUCUGAAGCUGAGAAAUCUUGCUUCUACGAUGCGUCUUCUAGAUCUGGAUUGGGUAUUACUGGAUGUUGUAAAGCCAUGUUUGCCAACCGCGUCUCCUACUGGCUGAACGCGAAGGGACCGUCGAUGGCCAUUGAUGAGGCGUGCUGCAGCUCCACCGCGGCGCUGGAACAAGCCUUCCUGGCCAUGAGCCGCGGGGAGUGCGAGGCGGCCAUCGUUGGAGGCGCUAACUUAUGCCUGCAUCCACAGUCUUCAGUGCACAAUUCAAGAAUCGUAAAGCAGUGUAUGGAUGGAAAAAUCAAGUCUUUCGAUAGCAGUGCCGAUGGCUGCAUCAAGACUGAUGCCAUCAACAUCCUGUUCCUUCAAAGAGAAAAAGACGCCUUCAGGAUUUACGCUCGUGUGCUGCACGCGAAAACUGACUUUGUCGGCAUGCAGAAAAUUGAAACUGGUCCUCGAUUCGGUUUCUUUAGAAACCAUGAAUCUAAUGUUCGGUUCUUGAAGAAGUUUUACGAGGAAGCGAGGGUACCGCCGCACGCAGUUGAAUACGUCGAAGCAUUUGGUUCAGCUGAACCAGAAGCUGAUAAGGGCGAAUUGGAAGCCUUCGAUACGAUCUUCUGCAAGGAAAAAGAUGACACCCUCCUCGUGGGCAGCGUGACAUCAAACAUAGGAUAUGGAGAGGCUGCUUCAGGCAUAUCUAGUAUUACUAAGGUGCUCCUAGGCUACCACUACGGCAAGCUGGCCGCUAACCUGCAUUGCUCGAACCCCCGUCAGGACGUAGUGGCUCUGCGUGACGGUCGCAUUCGCAUCCUCACUGAGCACGAGAGCUUCGGCCGCACGUACGCCGCCGUCAACGGCAUGUCCGUCACCGGUAUCAACUCGCACGUGCUGCUGCAUGGACAUUAUAAGCCAAAGGAUUUAUCCCGCUACCAGACGAACAUUCCACACUUGGUAACCGUUUCGGGAAGACAGGAGAAGAUCGUACAGAAGAUGCUUGACGACUUGAAGUCGCGUCCCAUUGAUCCUGAGGAGUUGGCGCUGUUACACAACAUCCACACCACUAACAUCUCAGGACACUUGGGCAGAGGUUUCACUAUCUUACAAACAAAUGAAGAAGGAAAGACCGUCAGCCUUUGCGAGAGGGCUGAGUACUUUGACGAUGCGAGGCGCCCUCUGUGGUUCGUGUACAGCGGUAUGGGCUCGCAGUGGGCCGGUAUGGGAACGCAACUCAUGCGCAUUCCCGUCUUCGCCGCUGCUAUUGAGCGAUGCCGCAAAGCAUUGGAACCGAAGGGCAUUGAUAUCGUCAAUAUUAUAACAACGACAGAUAAAACGAUAUUUGACAACAUUCUGCACUCUUUUGUCGGUAUCGCCGCUGUGCAGAUCGGACUGACUGAUGUCCUUAGAGAGCUUGGAUUAGUGCCUGAUGGAAUCAUUGGUCACAGUGUCGGUGAGCUGGGCUGCGCAUACGCAGACGGCUGUUUGACAGCUGAGGAGAUGAUACUGUCCGCGUACAGCCGUGGGUUGGUGUCGUUGCAGACGGAGUUCAUUCGAGGAUCCAUGGCUGCCAUCGGUCUUGGAUACGAUAAGAUAUCCAAAAUGUGUCCUCCUGAAAUUGAAGUGGCGUGUCACAAUGGACCUGAAUCCAGUACCAUAUCUGGACCUGCUGAUAAAAUGCGCGAGUUCGUCGCCGAGCUGACCGCUAAGGGAAUCUUUGCCAAGGAGGUUCCAUGCUCCAACAUCGCUUAUCACUCGCGGUACAUCGCUGGUGCUGGUCCUGGUUUGCUGAAAUAUUUGACUGAAGUGAUCAAGACUCCGAGAGCUCGAAGUGAACGUUGGGUUUCAACAUCCGUUCCCGAGGCAAGAUGGGAAGAACCGUUAGCGAAGUUCUCUUCAGCUGAAUACCAUACCAAUAAUUUACUGAACCCAGUACUAUUCGAGGAGACUCUAUGCCAUAUUCCACGCAACGCUGUGCUGGUAGAGGUGGCUCCCCACGGUCUCCUGCAGGCGAUCCUGAAGAGGUCCCUGUCUGCUGACUACUGCAACAUAGCGCUCACACGGCGUGGCCAUACCGACAACGCGUAUCUGGUCUUGGAGGCUGUGGGAAAGCUAUACAUGGAGGGCUACAAUCCUCAAGUGCAAAAGCUUUACCCCAAAGUGGAGAUGCCUGUUUCGACUGGCACGCCUUUCUUAUCUCAUCUGAUUGAAUGGGCCCAUGGAGAGAGAUGGGCUAUGCCAAUCUACCUGGUGGCUCGCAAGAAAAUGGCUACGGCUUGCAAUUACAUCAUGUCUCUACACGACAAGGAACAACAGUACCUGCAGGGACACGUCAUCAGAGGCAAAACAUUGUAUCCAUAUGCCGCUACCCUGGUCUCUGUAUGGGAUACCCUUGCUAUGACCAUGGAUGUUCCCAAGAAACAGCUGUCUGUGGAGUUCAGAGACUUACAUUUUCAUUCUCAGCCUGUAUUACGCGACCAAGUUCAACUAAAACUUAGAGUUUCCAUGGAGAGAGGAACUGGCAGUUUUGAGGUUCUAGACGGAACUAUCAAAGUAGCUACAGGAAUUAUCGUUGCUUGGAAACCGAAGGAUGAGACAAAUGAAGUAAAGAUUCAGACAGCUCAAAAUAUGGCCAUAAAGAGCUCUGAUAUUUACGACUUGUUGCGCGAAAGGGAAUAUGCGUACAGUGGCGAUUUCCGUAGUAUUGAAUGUGCAAGUGCAUCCCUCAACGAAGCCUCUUUAAUCUGGCGCGAUAACUGGGUCGCACUCAUCGACGGCAUGUUCCAACUGAACAUGUUGAGACAGUUCCAUGACACCGUCACCCUGCCAACACACGUCAGACAGAUACGUGUCAAUGUUGAAGAGCAUGAGAAGACCAAGAUUGUAACAGAUGAUAAAGUGACAUACAAAGCUGAAAUAGUCGAUACGUUUGGCACUACCAGAUGUGGUGGUAUACUGAUGGAACAUAUAAGAUACCGCCAGUUGCCAACAGUCGUUGAAGAUAAAAUGGAGUUGCAGUCAGUGAAAUUCGUUCCCAAUAUACAAGCAAAUGAGCCAGUUUCAACAACACUGAACGUUUUCGCCCAGUUGGUAGCUGAAAAUGUUAAUAAGGACUCAAUCAAUUGUGUCGGCUUAACAAAUGGAAGUGGUUCAAUAUUCAAUGAAAUCAAGAAUCUGGGCUUUGGUUUUAAUGUUUGUUAUGAAGAAUUUACUGAUAUAGAAUCUCUCUCUGAGGAUCUCCGUUCAAGAACUGCGAUUGAAAACGCUGACGUCAUCGUCGUUAAAGGUUUAUCAAGCGACGAUAAGAUGUGUCAACAGCUGCACCGUCUGCUUCAGCCAAACAAGUUUAUUAUAAGCGAGGAAGAAGUGUUGCCUAAAGGAAGUCCAAUGAGGCCGAAGGCACUGUACAACGUAAUUUCAUCUCAUAGCAACGCAAAUUCACGCUUGGAGUUAAGCCGUUGGAGACCGUCAUCUACUGCGAUCCAAACAACAGCCAUAACUGUGUACUCGGGGUCCCAACUGUCAUUGAUAAAAUCGGCACGUGCACGCAUGUCCUCACGCCAUCGCCUUCUGGUUAUCGCGCCUUAUCCCGCGCCACUCGGUCUGAAGGACCUCGUGCGCGGCUGGCGUAAGGAAGCAGAAAGGAAUAUGAUUAACCUGAUAAUGGUCAAGAAUGAAGAUGGAAGCAAUUUCUUGCUUGAUGAGCCACCACAUAUCGAUUUAGCGUUCACUGUUUUUAACAAAGGUAUCUGGGGAGGCGAGUAUAACCUGCCAAUGCAGGCUUCUGCACAGUUAAGCAACAAUCUAACUUUGCAAUGUGAACAAAUCGGCGAAUUGAAUUCGCUGAAAUGGGUGGAAGCUUCCGAUUUAGAUAAGACUGGAAUAGCUGUGAAGGUACACUAUGCUGGAAUAAACACUACUGAUGUAAAGAGAGCUAAUGGUACACUACCACUUAACAACAAGGGUGAAAAUGAUUAUGGAAUUGAUUUCAGUGGUGUAACAGAGAGUGGUGACCGCGUGAUGGGUCUGGUCCCGUAUGGCGCAGCGAGCAGCAUGCUGCGCGCGCAGCCGGAGCUGCUGUGGCCGGUUCCCGCGCACUGGGAUCUGGAAGACGCCGCCACUGUGCCCUACGCGUACGCACACGCGCUUUACUGCUUUUUCAUUAAGAGUUCACUGAAAAUGGGUAUGUCAGUGUUGGUCCUGGGAGGCGCUGGGGCUUUGGGUCAGGCUGCGAUAUCCAUCGCUCUGGCCUUCCACUGCGAAGUCUUCACAACCGUUAGUGACAUACGCAAGAAACGAUUCCUACUCAAAUUGUUCCCUGAAUUAACAGCUGAUCACAUUGGAAAUUCUCGGGAUCAAGACUUCAAAGAUUUAUUACUAUCCCUCAGACCAACAGGUUGUGAUAUCGUUAUCAGCUCCUCUCCAGGGAAUCUGAAAAGGAUCGCACAGGGUUGCGUAGCUCAAAAUGGAAUCUGUCUAGACGUCAAUCAACUGCAACAUCAAGAUGAAGAAUAUGAAUACGAAUUGCAUUACCUAACCAAGGAGAGAACUUAUUGUACGGUUGACUUCGCUUCAAUAUUUGAAGCUGAAAAUAUUGAGAUGACCAAGACACUCCAAAAACUGAUGGGUGAGGGUAUUCGUAAAGGCUACAUCCGUCCUCUAACGCGCGUCACCUACGGUCAGCCGGACGUGGCGAGGGCCUUCCGCUUCCUGGCUGCCAGCCGUCACCGCGGCAGGGUACUGCUAAGAAUGCAAGAGAACAACACACAAGUGCAACCAAGGCUGAUUUGCAACUCCAAUAACACUCACUUGAUAAUCUUGGACGAAGAAAUGUUUGGACUAAAACUGGCGGCAAGAUUGGUAGCACGAGGUGCUAAAAAACUGUUAUUCCAAUAUAAUGGAGAUAUUACACCGAAGUUCCAGUAUAAAUUGAUGAACUGGCAGAAGCUGGGCAUCCAAGUUCAAGUGUCGUUUAAAGAUUUAAACAAAGUCAACAAUAUUACUGAUUUGUUUAAUCUUGCUGAUGAAUUGGGACCGGUAGAAGGUGUAUAUGGAAUAACAAGUGAGAAUGGAAAUCUUACGGAAACUGUCAUCGCCAAUUUAGAUUCUGUUUCAAGAAAAGUGUGUCCGAAACUAAGGUAUUUCGCGCUAAUUAACAUUGGCAACACUACGGUUGGGCAAGAUACUUGUGUGUCUAGAACCCAAAGCAAACUACCAGGAACGAUGAUCUCUUUGCCCCAGUUAAAUCCCCUUGAAAGCAACCCUGAUGCCUUAGAUGUCUUGGAAAGGGCUUUGCGAAGCUCUGAAGCUGUAUUGGUUGCACAGAUGGCAAGUAAGCAACGUCCGGACCUACUGCAACAACUUGCUACUUUGGCCGCUAUAACUAUUACGGAUGAAACACCUAAAACAGCAACUUUGUCAGAACUUGGACUUAAAGAGGAUGACAUAAAGUCGAUUAUUUCAUUCUUCAAAGUCCAUCACUGUGUCGAUUUCACGGAAGCAGAAGUACCGGAGUUGACUAUUGAGACGAUUCUGAACGUUGAGAAAACUGAAAAUAAGUUGCAAGAAGUCAAAGGCUUGGGGACAUUCUUGUCUUAUGUUGACCCUGAUGAGCUGCUGGCGACGAUUGAUUUGGUGUUCCUGACCACACUCACUAGCGGUGAAAUUUUGGGUGACGAUGAAUUCGACACGAGUUUGACGAACUUGUGCAUAGUGCCAGGUAUGGAAGGAAACCACGAAAGGUUCCGCAUAUUGUGUGAACGUCUCAAGCUCCCGGCUCUAGUACUGCAGCCAGGUCUCGACAGACCCCACGAGACUGUCAGGGAAACAGCCGAGAGAUAUACACAGGUCCUGUUGAAAAAGGCAAUCUUCAAUAAGAAGUUUUAUCUGUUAGGAUUCGAAACAGGCAUCUUGGUUGCUUUGGAAAUUGCCUCAAUUUUGGAGGAUCUUGGUUUAACAGGCACAGUCUACUGCCUCGGAUGUGGACCUGACGAGGUACAAAGCAUCAUCGAAGAAAAUAUGUCUGAAUAUAAAACUGAGGAAUUACUUCAAAAUGCAGUGGUCGAACACAUGUGCAACUUGAUGGUUAAAAGCAAAACUGAGAACCUGAAAGAGGCAUUAAAGGGUGCAGUCACAUGGGCUGAAAAGGUAGAAGUGGGCGUGCGGGCUAUGAUGGGGCACAUGCCUCACUCUGCUCAGUACGCACGUGCUUUCAUCAGAGCUGCACUGGCACGUAUCCAGAGUGCACGUCACUCCGUCACUCCUGCACGAGCACUGCGUUCGCAAUUGGUGAUGAUGCGCUCUGCGAUGCCCGGCGAAGAAGAGGCCAAGCAAGCGCUGCAGAAACACUCUCAGAAACCUGUCAUCGUGCACCAGCUCAACACACCGCUGGCGCAUGUUGCCAGCGACAUUCGCAGCGCGUCUAUUAUCAAUCUGCACUUAGACUCUGAAAUCCUAGAGAGCUUUGAAAAGAAGAACAUUUGCGAUGCAUACAUCCUCAAUGCUAAUAGUUUCAUGGCGGUUUCGAAACAGGAUUAGCUUUAAGUGGUUUUAUAAACUUAAUAAUUUAUUAAUAAAGUACAUGAUAUCUUGGUAA
Messenger RNA from Trichoplusia ni (cabbage looper), 8245 nucleotides. RefSeq names its product fatty acid synthase-like. Gene Ontology annotation, biological process: fatty acid biosynthetic process. Lineage: Eukaryota; Metazoa; Arthropoda; Insecta; Lepidoptera; Noctuidae. The transcript has 40 exons. The record is from RefSeq and is a predicted model, not a curated record. Bases 1264 to 8187 code for a protein of 2307 amino acids. Gene Ontology annotation, molecular function: fatty acid synthase activity; oxidoreductase activity.